AUGGUUUCUAUUUUCGCAUUCCGUUUGCUGGCAUUAGGCUCGGUAGCAUUUGCUAGUCAAAGUCGAAGUGACUUUCAAAGCAAAUGUACCCAAUUUGCCGAUAAAAUCCAUAUUCCCAAUGCCAAAGUCAACUUCGUUGAGUUCGUGGCAGGAGGGACGAAUCUUUCGAUUCCAGACUACCCAUCUAGCUGUUCCUACGGGCCAUAUCAAGAGAUCACAGUUGAUAUUUGCCGAGUUGCAAUGGCUGUGACCACUUCCAAUAGUAGUGAGCUCACUCUAGAGGCUUGGUUCCCGCGGGAAUACAAAGGUCGCUUCUCCAGCACUGGAAACGGUGGUAUUUCGGGAUGUAUUCAAUAUUAUGACCUUGCAUAUACUGCUCAGUUGGGCUUUGCUACAGUUGGUGCGAACAACGGCCACAACGGAACUUCGGGCGAGUCUUUCUAUCACAAUACAGAGGUGGUGAAAGACUUUGCUUACCGAUCUCUUCAUACCGGUGUGGUAAUUGGCAAGGAGCUUACCAAAGCUUUCUAUGAAGAGGGUUUUAACAAGAGUUACUAUCUUGGUUGCUCCACUGGAGGUCGACAAGGAUGGAAGGCAAUUCAAAAAUAUCCAAAUGACUUCGAUGGCGUUGUUGCAGGCGCCCCUGCUAUCAACUUCAUCAAUCUCCUCUCCUGGAGCGGUCAUUUCUAUCCGAUUAUUGGUUCUACAUCCUCAGACACCUAUCUCACUCCCGUAGAGUGGGAACUUGUGCACAAGGAAACUAUUCGGCAAUGUGACGCAAUCGACGGGGCAGAGGAUGGGAUCAUUGAAGACCCUGAUCUGUGUGUCCCUGUUCUCUCACCCUUGAUCUGCCCUCAAGGUGUAUCGAAUAGCAGUUCCUGCCUGACAAGCACUAAGGUUAAUACAGCUCAGCAAGUCCUGUUGCCGUUCUACGGAAAGGAUGGCACCCUACUCUACCCCCGCAUGCAGCCUGGCUCGGAGAUUUAUGCUUCAUCAAUCAUGUACAACGGCCAACCCUUUUCGUAUAGUCAGGACUGGUUCCGGUAUGUGGUCUACAACGAUUCAUCUUGGAGUGGUGAGAACUUCUCAGUAGCCGACGCUGCCGUCGCUCUUGCUCAGAACCCAUAUAACAUUCAAACCUGGGAUGGUGACCUGUCCCCCUUCAACAAGGCCGGUGGAAAGGUCCUCCACUACCAUGGCAUGCAAGAUCAUCUGAUCAGCUCCGAUGAUUCAAAGUUGUAUUACUCCCACGUGGCAAAUACAAUGGACUUGCCACCUGCGAUAUUAGACGAGUUCUACCGUUUCUUCACAGUGAGUGGUAUGUCUCACUGCUCCAACGGAGACGGUGCCUCGAAUAUUGGUCAGGGUCUCCAAACAUACGCUGGUAAUGAUCCUCAGGAUAAUGUGCUCAUGGCCAUGGUGAAAUGGGUGGAAGAGGGCGUGCCGCCUGAGACCAUUCGUGGAACAAAGUUCUCCGACACGGAUAGCUCAGUGGUUGAAUAUAGACGGAAACACUGUCGGUGGCCUCGACGGAAUGUUUUCAAAGGUCCCGGAAACUAUACUGAUGAAGAUUCGUGGAAAUGUACUUAG
Penicillium taxi is the source of this 1590-nucleotide messenger RNA. It is a transcript of the gene faeB-2, whose product is annotated as putative feruloyl esterase. The record is from RefSeq and is a predicted model, not a curated record. Lineage: Eukaryota; Fungi; Ascomycota; Eurotiomycetes; Eurotiales; Aspergillaceae. Bases 1 to 1590 code for a protein of 529 amino acids. The transcript has 2 exons.